Messenger RNA from Microsporum canis CBS 113480, 1044 nucleotides. Its product is annotated as uroporphyrinogen-III synthase. The record is from RefSeq and is a predicted model, not a curated record. The transcript has 2 exons. NCBI's taxonomy places the organism in Eukaryota, Fungi, Ascomycota, Eurotiomycetes, Onygenales, Arthrodermataceae. Gene Ontology annotation, biological process: uroporphyrinogen III biosynthetic process. Bases 1 to 1044 code for a protein of 347 amino acids. Gene Ontology annotation, molecular function: uroporphyrinogen-III synthase activity.
AUGUCUCUGUCACUUACCCGGGAGAUUCCUAUAUAUUUCCUGAAAACUAAAUCUAUUCCUCACGAUGGCUACGCAGAAUACUUCUCGCCCUCAAGAGGCUAUAGGCCCUGCUUUAUUCCAGUCUUCGAACACAAGUUCAACCACAAUAACCUACAAAAAGUUAGAGACCUAAUUCUCUCUGGAGAAAUGGUCGAAACAUAUGGUGGAAUAAUAUUUACAAGCCAGAGAGCCGUUGAAGGGUUCUCGAAGAUGAUACAGGAUGAGGUAGGAAUAGGAAAUAGUACCGUGAACCUCUCCCACUCUCUAGUGUUUUAUUCUGUUGGUCCAGCGACACAUAGAUCACUUAAGUCGCUAUGCGAUGCCUACUUCCCGCAUUCCCAAGUUAUAGGUGAAAAUGCCGGUACCGGAGAGAAGCUUGCCAGCCUUAUACUCUCCCAUUAUAACAGCCUACGAACACAAAUAUCAGAGGAUAAUAAAAAAGAAAAGCUACCGCUUCUCUUCCUAGUUGGUGAACAACACCGUGAUAUCAUACCGAGAACACUCAUGUCUCCGUCUGUCGACCCGGAAGAACGCAUUGGAGUUGACACAAUGGUUGUGUAUGAGACUGGCGUUAUGGAAUCUUUUGGACAAGAUUUUGUAAUGGCUCUUGAAAAGGAAGAACAGGCAAUUGCUCACAUGGAUGCUAAGGAUAAGUGCUUGCAUAAGCCUUUAAUAUGGGUUGUGGUGUUUUCGCCCUCUGGCUGUGAGGUAAUGCUACGGCACCUGGGGCUACUGGGAAAUGACAGAAGAGAAGAAGAUAACCGACAACCAGAAGGAGGUAAAGGGCCGGUACAACCGUCCAGGAUAGGGAAGACAUCGAGAACGUGGAUGAAUUUUGAUUAUCGGAUUGCAACCAUCGGCCCGACAACAAGAGACCAUCUGGUUUGCAACUUUGGCAUCCAGCCGGAUGUGUGUGCUGAGAAGCCUUCACCUGAGGGAUUAGGAGAAGGAAUUCAACCUAUUAUAGAUCAGUGGAAAGGGCUGUCUAAAAUACAAGACGGAUGA